GCCCGGGGGAUCCUGGGAGCAGGCCUUUCAGGAAGGAGCGGUUCGGCGUCGGGGCCUCGGCCCGUGUUGCAGCCCCGUGUUCCAAGCCGUUGCUCCAGGACGGGCCCGUAGCCGCGGCGACGCUCUAAGGACAUCGGAGGGCGCGACGGGCCGCUCGCUGAGGUGCCCUGCUUCGUCGCCGAGCGAGCCCGGGGCCGCAGGGCGUGGCGGCACCUCCCCCUUGGCCCGGAGCGGGACUGCGGGAGGAGCGGCAACGCAGGCCGGACGAGGUGAACCGGGUCACUAAACUGCCUUCAGGUGAUGAAUCAUCUACGUAAUAAUCAGAUUUGAGGUCCACAGCGCUCUGUGGUCUUGCUAUAGAACAAUUUUCAGAGAGUGACUGGUGUGUUCUGAGGUGUGCCACAGUGACUGUUUGCCCUUGAUAAGGAAAGCAGGCUCUCUUGCUCUUGGGACAUCCUCGUUUCCUUUAAAGCUUUCAGGUCAUAACCUCUUUGGCCGGCAUACAUCUUUGUGCAAGAGGAAGGCUUUCUCAUGAAAGUGUCUCUUGGUAACGGUGAAAUGGGCGUCUCCGCCCAUUUACAGCCUUGCAAGGCAGGAACCACACGGUUUUUUACCAGCAAUACUCACAGUUCGGUGGUUUUGCAAGGCUUUGAUCAGCUUAGAAUAGAAGGAUUGCUUUGUGACGUGACCCUGGUACCAGGUGAUGGAGAUGAAAUCUUCCCUGUUCAUAGAGCUAUGAUGGCGUCUGCUAGUGAUUAUUUCAAGGCUAUGUUCACAGGUGGAAUGAAAGAACAAGAUUUAAUGUGCAUUAAGCUUCAUGGGGUGAACAAAGUUGGUCUGAAGAAAAUAAUUGAUUUUAUUUAUACUGCAAAACUUUCUCUUAAUAUGGACAAUCUUCAGGACACACUUGAAGCUGCUAGCUUUUUACAAAUUUUACCUGUUUUAGACUUCUGUAAAGUGUUUCUUAUUUCAGGAGUAUCUUUAGAUAACUGUGUUGAAGUUGGACGAAUUGCUAACACCUACAAUCUUAUAGAAGUAGAUAAAUAUGUCAAUAAUUUCAUCCUGAAGAAUUUUCCGGCAUUAUUGAGUACUGGGGAGUUUUUAAAACUCCCUUUUGAAAGGCUUGCCUUUGUGCUUUCCAGCAAUAGUCUUAAGCACUGUACUGAACUUGAGCUUUUCAAGGCUGCCUGUCGCUGGCUAAGGUUGGAAGACCCUCGGAUGGAUUAUGCUGCAAAAUUAAUGAAGAAUAUUCGAUUUCCACUGAUGACACCACAGGAUCUCAUCAAUUAUGUGCAGACAGUAGAUUUCAUGAGAACAGACAAUACCUGUGUGAAUUUGCUUUUGGAAGCUAGCAAUUACCAAAUGAUGCCAUAUAUGCAGCCAGUGAUGCAGUCAGAUAGAACUGCCAUUAGAUCUGACUCAACCCACUUGGUUACAUUAGGAGGAGUUUUGAGGCAGCAGCUGGUUGUCAGUAAAGAAUUACGGAUGUAUGAUGAAAGGGCGCAGGAGUGGAGAUCUUUAGCUCCCAUGGAUGCUCCUCGUUACCAGCAUGGCAUUGCUGUCAUUGGAAACUUUCUUUAUGUAGUUGGUGGUCAAAGUAAUUAUGAUACAAAAGGAAAAACUGCCGUUGAUACAGUUUUCAGAUUUGAUCCUCGGUAUAAUAAAUGGAUGCAGGUUGCUUCAUUAAAUGAAAAGCGCACGUUUUUCCACUUGAGUGCUCUCAAAGGACAUUUGUAUGCCGUUGGUGGGCGAAGUGCAGCUGGUGAGCUGGCCACAGUAGAAUGUUACAAUCCAAGAAUGAAUGAGUGGAGCUAUGUUGCAAAAAUGAGUGAACCCCACUAUGGCCAUGCUGGAACAGUGUAUGGAGGCUUAAUGUAUAUUUCAGGAGGAAUUACUCAUGAUACUUUCCAAAACGAGCUCAUGUGUUUUGACCCUGAUACAGACAAAUGGACACAGAAGGCUCCAAUGACUACAGUCAGAGGUCUGCAUUGCAUGUGUACAGUUGGAGACAAGCUCUAUGUCAUUGGUGGCAAUCACUUCAGAGGAACAAGUGAUUAUGAUGAUGUUCUAAGCUGUGAAUACUAUUCACCAACCCUUGACCAGUGGACACCAAUUGCUGCCAUGUUAAGAGGUCAAAGUGAUGUCGGAGUUGCCGUCUUUGAAAAUAAAAUCUAUGUCGUAGGUGGAUAUUCUUGGAAUAAUCGUUGUAUGGUAGAAAUUGUCCAGAAAUAUGACCCAGAAAAGGAUGAGUGGCAUAAAGUUUUUGACCUUCCAGAGUCACUUGGUGGCAUUCGAGCUUGUACUCUCACAGUUUUUCCACCUGAAGAAAACCCUGGAUCACCUUCCAGAGAAUCACCUCUUUCAGCACCUUCAGAUCAUUCUUAGGACCAAGGUGUAAUACCUUUGCAGUGCAUCAUGGAUGAUCCCAUACUUCCCCUUCAGUUUAUCUUCUUACAUUGAUUGGUACAGUUAUUAGAUAAAAAGGUGGUUGCCCUGGUGCUGCUUCAUCCCAUGUGCAUCCUGAGCUUUGUGUGAUCUGCCUCAAGGCUGUAAUCUGAGCAAGCAGAAGAUGUACUGUUUGGCAUCAGAUCAGAAAAAUGUCCUUUUGGCUAUGUCUAAAGGACAGGACCAACUUCACAUUCCCUAAGAAGCCAGCUGUAGAAAGCCUAGGACACUGCUGUCUUGCAGGCAGUACUAAAGUAGAUCUUCAGCAUCUUCAAUACCAAGGGCAUCCCUACUGGUUCAGAACCACAUGGGGAGAUCUUAAUGGGACCUUAUCCACAAAUGGAAUCAUAGGAGUCCUCCAAAGUGAGUGAUUCUGAAGAAUCUGAAGAUUUACUUCCCUGGAAUAAUUGUCUACCUGAAGAAAAAAUUUACAUAUAUACAUUUACAUACAUGUUUAUAUUUAUAUCCCUAUACUUGGGAGAUUGUCAUAGUGUAAAUCAGGAACAACCUUCUCUUUGACAACCUCAUAAUAAAACUCAGGAACCAAGACAAAAGGAAUUGGCUUCAAGGAAUCUGAACCUCACUGCCCAUACAGGUGUUGAUUCAUUUUAAUGCUUUUAUGAUUUCUGCAUUGGCAGAAAUUUUCAUACUUCCUAUUUUUUUUAAUGAUUCAAUUUUUUAUUACUAAAAACACAUUUGAGAACAUUUAAGAAAUAGAAAAAGUAGAAAUUGCUAAUAACUUUGUACAUUGAAUAAGCAAGAAAUAGCAUCCCAAUUAUUUCCUUAAUUAUUAAUGAAGUUAAAUAUUUGUGUUUUUUGAGUAGCUGUGUUCCUCUUUAACUGAAUGUUAAUAUCCUUUGCCCUUGUAAUACCUAUUGGAGUUGCUUCCUUUUUCAUAUCGAGUUAUAGGAUCUCUUUAUAUAAUAAAUAGAAUUUAACUGGCAUUUGCUUGCAUUGACUUUUUUUCUCAAUCUGUUAGAGGUUUACAAAGGCAGGGCCGUUUAGUUAAUUUUUGAGAUCAAAUUUGUCCAUCUUUUUGCAUUUUGACCUUUUGGGUAUAAUUUUGCUAUGGUUCCUUUAUUUUUU
This is a messenger RNA of Kogia breviceps (pygmy sperm whale), 3531 nucleotides long. The record is from RefSeq and is a predicted model, not a curated record. NCBI's taxonomy places the organism in Eukaryota, Metazoa, Chordata, Mammalia, Artiodactyla, Physeteridae.